Molecule: messenger RNA, 1794 nt
Organism: Diatraea saccharalis (sugarcane borer)
Lineage: Eukaryota; Metazoa; Arthropoda; Insecta; Lepidoptera; Crambidae
Source: the annotation of a GenBank genome assembly
AUGGACCACGACAGGCAAGAAGGCAGUUCAAAUCAUGGAAAGAGGACACGACCUUUGCUCUUACAGCCGAGUCCGAAAGUUACAAGGGCAUCUGCGUAUUCGGGAUCGUCAUCCAGUAGCGUUUUUAAAAAUUCUAAAAAAGUGUCUUCUAAAAAACCAAAGUUAACAUAUAAUAAAAGUGAUGUGCCAGCACCUGGCACUCCUGUUCCUGAGAAACAUGUCCGUAAGGCUGGUCCGUACUUGCUGGGUCCUAAGUUGGGACCCAGUCCCGUGAAAAGUAUUGUGCAGUGCUUAGCAAGGAAAGAGAGAACUGAUGAUUUUUAUCAGAUUAAAAUUUUAACAUUAAGGAAUGACAGUCAAAGUGAAACACAAGAUGAUAGGCAAGGAAAAAUGCUGUUACAUACAGAAUAUUCACUCCUGUCAUUGUUGAAAGAUCAAGAUGGUGUAAUUCAUCAUCAUGGUCUUUUUAAGGAUUAUGCUUUAGAAGAAGUGCCAAAUCCAUGUGGUUCAGGGUUCGUAUACACAGGCCGAGUGCGGCAACGAUUAUUCCUGGUACUGGAUUGCGUAACGUCACACCAGUUUAGUGAAAAAGGCUCUGAGCUAAUCAACCUUCAGCAGUACGUCACCAAAGUUAAAAAAGUGCCAGAAAAAGAAGCAAUUCUUAUAUUUUACGACAUAGUUAGGGUUGUUGGUAAUUUACAUAAAAGAAAUAUAGUGCAUAGAGAUUUAAAGUUAGGUAACAUAGUGUUGAAUCAAAGAACAGGGCGCAUCACCGUCACUAAUUUCUGCCUGGGCACUCAUCUGGGCAGCGACAGAGAUUUGCUCAAAGAUCAGAGAGGUUCCCCGGCGUACAUCUCGCCGGACGUGCUGCUGUGCAAGCCGUACUCGGGCAAGCCGUCGGACAUGUGGGCGCUGGGCGUGGUGCUGUACACGAUGCUGUACGGGCAGUUCCCCUUCUGCGACGCCAGUCUGGCCCAGCUGUUCACGCGCAUCCAGGCCGCCGCCUACAAUAUCCCGCCAGACGGCAACACGGUCCAGGUCUCGGACAAUACAGUGUUUUUGAUUCAAAGACUGCUGGUUAAAGACCCGAAACAUAGACUGUUGGCGGACGAAGUGUUAGAUCAGCUAUCGAGCAUCAUAGCUUCGUAUGUAAUUGUGCCGAAUCCACCAGAGGAAUUGCAAGUAGUUCCAGACGUGCCCCUAGAUGAGGAACCUAAGGAUAAAACACCAAACGGGAACCAGUCCUCUAAUGAACUGGACAGGAGACCGUUUUUAACUAUCCCCGAGUGUAAUGAGACACCCGUUGCUAAUGAGGAGCUGGGCGUGCUGUGCGUGGGGCUGCCCGAGCUGCUGGCGCUGGGCGUGCGCGGGGGCGGGCGCGGGGGCGCGGGAGGGGGCGCGGCGGGGGGCGGGGCGGGGGGCGGUGCGGCGGGGGCGCGCGCGUGCGUGCAGCGCGUGGGCCGCGACGCGCGCCCGCUGCUGCCCUGCGAGGUGGCCAGAUACCAGCACAUGUUCGCCGGCGGGGCGGUGGGGGCGGGGGCGGGGGCGCGGGGCGCGCGCGGGGCGGAGCUGCGCGUGCUGCCGUGGGCGGAGCGCGCGCGGGGGGAGCGGGGGGAGCGCGGGGAGCGGUGGGACGCGGACUACGUGCUGCGGCUGCCGGUGCUGGACCUGUCCAGGAUGCACCCCAACCGGAUAAUGAACCCGGCCCCGGUGCACUCCGUCAAUCCGGAGGCCGUAAUGAACAACCCUCGGCCGCCGAUCGAUAAUCAGGACGAGUUCAAUUUGAAUUCCUAA